Molecule: messenger RNA, 1713 nt
Organism: Pocillopora meandrina
Lineage: Eukaryota; Metazoa; Cnidaria; Anthozoa; Scleractinia; Pocilloporidae
Source: the annotation of a GenBank genome assembly
CGUUCUGAUUUGAAUCUAAAAGCUUCAUUUCAUCGAUGUACAUUGAUGGGUACGUCAAAUCGAACACAUCCUUCAGAAAACUUCAACUGCUUUUUUCUAGAAGUGAUCUUGCUCCAUGCCAGCCAUAAACCCUUGUACAUCUCUACUGUGAUUACGAGCAUCAUAAAUGGUAUAGCGUUGGUGUUCGCCACCGUCGGAAACAGCAUCAUUUUAACAGUUGUACUCCGAACGACAGCCUUACAAACUUGUUCAAACCUUUUCCUUGGAAACCUGGUUUUAUCUGAUUUAUUGGUUGGGGCCAUGGUACAACCUCUUUUUAUUAUUUACAAAACAGGAGAAAUACUAGGAAAGUAUUCAUGUGUUGCGCAUGCAUUGUUUUCGACAUGCGCUUGGCUUUGUGCUGGAGUAUCUUUCCUAACAUUAACAGCUUUGAACUGUGAAAGACACAUUGCUAUCUUCGCCCCUCUAAGAUAUAAAACAUUGGUUACAUCGCGGAGCGUCAUAAUAAUUUCUUUCUUCAUUUGGCUACUGUCGCUCUUAUUAGUUUCUUCGCGUUUCUACGGGUUCAGCAGUAUCGCCUUCUACGCAGUCGGUUGUACUAUCAUCGUCAUUAGUUUGAUAACAUUUCUCGUCAUUUCAGUCCGAAUUCAUCGCGUUGUUCAACGCCAUAGAAAGCAAAUCGCAGUUAGCCAUCCAAGCAAUCUAGGAAGUUGGCAAAGACAAGCACGCGAGGCGGGACACGCAAGAAAUGUAGCUUGGGUGACUUCAAUCUUCUUCGCUUGCUACUUGCCAACCUUGAUAAUAAUGAUAACCUACACUAUUGUUGGCUACACUGUCGAGUUAAAAACGGUUUAUCUUUGGUCUGACGCGCUGGUGUUUCUAAAUUCAUCUUUUAACCCUGCAAUUUACUGUUGGAGGAACAAAGGUAUUAGAAAAGCUGUCUUCAAAGUUCUUGAUCUGAAAAGGAAGGCUUCCAUACAACCUAACGAACAGGCUUCUCCAGAGUGUUCAAAAAGUGCGGGUUGCGUUAUAGACAGUGUCAGCGAUAAAAUACCUUCCGCCCGGUCAACUGACCAAUUGGGUAAAUAUAAUUAGAGACAGGAAUUAAAAGAAAAUUAGAAAAUGAAAUGACAUUGUACGUGACGUGUCAAGAAUAUGAUCCGCUGACGACAGAGAGAAAUAUACCUCACUGGUGAAUUAUUUGUUUCCAGGUUGUUCCAUUUUCCCCACGAAUCUUUCAAACACCCGCCAAAAAAAUUUAAUACUCCGAGUACUAUUGACGUGGAUAUGUCAGGCAGAAAGAAGGACUUAGAAUUUUGAUCAAACACUGACUGAUUUGUUUAUAGUUUUAUUUAUCCUCGCAAAGGAUGGAUCGUAAUACAAUUUGACUAAAUGCGAUUUGCCCGUGGGCAAGAGGAAACGAAUCAUCUGUUCUGAUUGGGCAACCCGAGCUAGUAAGAGGGGCCCAUCUUGCCAACUCGAGAUUGCAUGCUCAGAUCCCGCUGGAAAAAAUUGCGGGGGAACAGACUUUCAAAGUAAUUUUUAAUUUUUGGACAACGUCGGCUGUGGAGUCGUAAAAAGCGGUAGAAGACAGAAGUAGAGAAAACAUAAUCGAUUUCACCAUUUUCUUGUUUUAAAAAAAGCAGAAAGUAGAAAAAAUUCAACUAUAAAGUUCUCGAAAUAUACAAAUUAUUCUUAAUUCUUAUUUAAGCG